Trichobilharzia regenti is the source of this 980-nucleotide messenger RNA. Lineage: Eukaryota; Metazoa; Platyhelminthes; Trematoda; Strigeidida; Schistosomatidae. The record is from the annotation of a GenBank genome assembly.
AUCUUACUACCGGUGAACGUGUAGAACCGUCAGGUUAUCAAUGGGAAAUGAAUUUAGGCGAUGGUACAGGUAUAUGGAUACGUGAAACAGAUCCAAGACAAGGUGCUGUAGACAUAUCCGGUUGGAGAUCAAAUCAACUAUAUUUGAAUGAUCUUCGGCUACCGAGUACAUCUACAUCAGAUGAAGCUGUUUAUGAAGUAAGAUGUGUGGCAUCCUAUAACAACACCUACAAUACAUCUUCUCAUCCAUUCAUUAUAAAUGUUAGAAAUCAGCCUACAAUUAAAUCAAUACGCAUAGAUCGUGUGAAACCGGAUGAAGCAGUCUUAGAACCAGUUGAUCUACCGAAAGAUUCAUAUGAUGCUACACAAGAUUAUGAAAUUGGAUGUAAACCAGAAGUGACUUCAGGUGAAGCUGUAGCUACAUGGUUAAAGUGUUCAGAUGAUGAAUGCACUUCAACGAAAGAAAUUGUACUGACUGGCGAUAGAUUAUUCUUCUUUGCUAAUUCAACAAGAUAUGUUGAUGAAGGUCGAUUCCGUUGUCAAGUUAGUUUACAACUCAAAGAAUACAAUUUCAAACUUGUUGAACAUCAAGAUGUUAUAAUAAAGCGUCAAGCUGUUCCAGCAAUCUUUAGCAGUGGAACAAUCACUUAUACAACUAAUGAUGAAAUGUCAUUACAAUGUACCGAUGAAUCCUCUUCACCUGAAUCAAGAGUGGAGUGGAUGUUUGAACCUGCCGGGAAACCACCAACUGAGCGUAGAUUACCAAAAGUUAUUGGAAAUACUUAUGCCUAUGGAAGGAUUUAUAUAUUUGCGAUUGCAAGAGGUCAGCUGAUUCCUGAACAUUCUGGAAAGUACACGUGUAUAGCAACUAAUCCUUAUGGAACAGCUAAUAGUUCUAUUACUGUAACAGUAACUGAGGAUCUUUCGCGUGGAAAACUUCGAUUCGUUCGAAGAAUCAUUCGUCGUGCCAUUGCUACAUAG